This is a messenger RNA of Talaromyces stipitatus ATCC 10500, 995 nucleotides long. Its product is annotated as 3-ketoacyl-acyl carrier protein reductase. The record is from RefSeq and is a predicted model, not a curated record. Gene Ontology annotation, molecular function: oxidoreductase activity. The transcript has 2 exons. Lineage: Eukaryota; Fungi; Ascomycota; Eurotiomycetes; Eurotiales; Trichocomaceae. Bases 1 to 771 code for a protein of 256 amino acids.
AUGGAUGACCUCACUCUGGAUGGGAAAGUAGCUAUCAUAACUGGCUCAUCUCGUGGAAUAGGCGAAGGGCUUGCAGUUGAAUUCGCUAGACGUGGAGCAAAGGUCGUGAUUACCUAUACUAGCGAAUCUAGCUCAGCCAAAGCUGACAAGGUUCUGUCUUGUAUAGUAGGCUACCAAUAUGGCCGGUCUGCUAUCAAAGUCCAAGCUGACCUACGCACAUUGGAAGGACCAUCUCAGAUUGUUGCCGCAACACUAAAAGCUUUCCCCGACGACGGCAUCGACAUCCUCGUCAACAACGCUGGCUGCGAGGUACAGAAGCGACUGUCUGAAGUCACUGCAGAGGACUUGCAAUAUGUGUACGAUCUAAACGUGCGAGGUACCAUGUUGAUGACGCAAGCUGUCCUGCCUCAUCUACGACGGCCGGGUCGCAUCAUCAACAUCGCCAGCGUCGCUGCACGAGCAGGACUUUCAGGUUAUUCUCUUUAUGCCUCCAGCAAGGCAGCCAUGGAAGGGUUUACUCGCUGUUGGGCGGCGGAACUGGGUGCAGACGGACAUACUGUCAAUUGCGUCAAUCCUGGUCCGGUGGAUACGGACAUGAUCUAUCAAAUCAAUCCGGACAUUGUGGAGGCACAAAAGAAGUCCACUCCGGUCGAACAACGACUGGCGACGGUGGAUGAUAUUGCGCAGAUAUGUGCUUUCUUGGCGGAAGAACGAAGUCGAUGGGUCACCGGACAGACCAUUUCGGCCAGUGGAGGUUGGACAAUGUAUUGAAGUCCGAUAUGGUCCACGCUCUCUUUCAAUAUCCCGUAAUGAGUCAUUUGAUAUGCUCGCCGGCCAGUCUUUUCGAUCUCCGCCUCGGAAAGAAGUUGCUGUGGAUCAUAGAUUGUAUAAUCUCGAAUUACCACAUCGGGGCCUCGAAAGGAGGCGUUGAGGACCUUACGAACAAUGAACAUACAUCACAUGGGACAGACAAAAGAUGGUAUCUCUGAGUCAUA